AGCUGACUCCUCUGUCCAGCCCUAGUCCCGCCCGGCCGCACCCCUGACUCACUUCCUUUGCAUGGAACGGAAACCUCCCCAGAGCUUCCUCUGCUCCAGACGCUUCCUGGGGACCCGCAGGUGUCGCCGCCCCCUCCAGGCCCGAGCUGGCCCAGGAGGCCCCAGAACCACCGGACUCGCCCUAGGGAGGACAGCAUUUCCUGCUUCCUGCUCCAGUUGGAGCUCGGGAACACUGAGCUGCAGGGAGAGUGACCUGCAUGCAGAGCGCCGGUCCUGCGCCAUGGACCACGGCCAGCCCAGCCUGGAGCCCGCAGCCGCGGACCCCAGAGCCCCCGGCCCCUGCGUGAUUGCUCCGGUGCGCGCGGUGCUCCGCCUACGCUGCCGCGUGUACGUCCUGCGCAAGCGGCGUCUCCUGCAGCCGGGCUCUGGGCCCGACCUUGGGACCGGGGCCCUCAGGGUGGGCUGCGGCACCGGGGCUCUGCGUGCAGAGCUGGACCAGCCGAAAAUUUUCACUUUCGACGGCCCGGCGGAGCUGUCCUCCAGGGCGCCGCGCAAGAGGCGCCGGCGCAGCCGCGUGGUGCUUUACCCUGAGACUUCGCGCAAAUACCUACCGCGAGCCGAACGCCGGAGCCGCGCACAGCGAUGCCUGCUGCUGCUCGCGGCCAUCGUGGGCUUCCAGGUGCUCAAUGCCAUCGAGAACCUGGACGAUAACGCUCAGCGCUACGACCUCGACGGGCUGGAGAAGGCGCUGCAGCGCGCUGUGUUUGGCCAGCCGGCCGCCGUGGGCCGUAUUGUGGCGCUGCUGCGGGACUACCUGGCCACGCACGUGCACAGCCGCCCGCUCCUCCUGGCAUUGCACGGGCCCAGUGGCGUGGGCAAGAGUCACGUAGGCCGCCUGCUGGCGCACCACUUCCGCGCCGUGCUGGAGGACAGCGCGCUGGUGCUGCAGUACCACUCAGGGCACCACUGCCCCCGGCCGCGCGCCGCGCAGGACUGCCGGGAAGAUCUGGCGCGGCGUGUGGCUGAAGUGGUGGCACAGGCCGAGGCGGAGGAGAAGACCCCUCUCUUGGUACUGGACGAGGCGGAGCUCCUAUCGCCAUCGCUGCUGGACGAGCUACACGGCUUCAUGCAACCACAGCGUUCGCACCACUUUCACAAUGCCAUCUACGUGCUCCUCAGUGGCACCGGUGGCACAGAGAUCACCCAGUUCGUGUUGCAGAACGCGUCCCGCGCACAGCCCCUGCGCCCUGACGAAGUUCGCGGGGCCCAGGCUGCUGCAGAGCAGGCUGAGGAGAAACUGCAUGCCAGUCUUCGGGCACUCCUGGCCCGUGAGCACCCGCUGUGGCAGGCCGCAGCCAUCGUGCCCUUCUUGCUGCUGGAUAAGCAGGACGUGGUCAACUGCUUCCGGGACGAGAUGGCCGGGGAGGGCUUUUUUCCUGAGCAGGCUCGUGCAGAGCUCCUGGCCUCACAGCUCAGCUACUACCGCGUUGCUGGCCGUGAGUUCGCUGUCACUGGCUGCAAGCAGGUGGUAGCCAAGGUGAACCUCUUGUAGCACAGGAGCACACACUGUUGGUGCAGCAGGGGGUGUGGAGAUGUGUGACUUGGGGUCACUAAACUGCUUCACCCUGAAAGAUGGGGGGCUGGCCGAGGUGACUCAGUUUUGUGCUCCCAACUUCCAGAUCCACCCCAGAGCCCUGUUUGUCCCUGAGGUCAUCAGGAGAGUAGCCACCUUCCUGUUCUUAAUCCAGCCCGCAUUCCUCCACACCUGCUAUGCCCAGCACACCCCAGACAUGUAUGAUGGGGUUUGGUCAGCAGCACUAAGAGGUGGGCAGUCUGCUUUCAGGGUACAAAUGACCUCGGAGGACAAGCAGCCCCCCAGAGCCAUACAGCUAAUCCCUAAGGUUGCAGAACUGGGAUGUGAACCCAUCCAUAUGGGGUGCUUGCUACAGCUUCCACAACCCCCAGUAACACCCAGUGGCCCCCUGCACACCUCUUGGGCCUAGGGGCCCAAGGUCCAGAAUGCUUCUCCAGCCCCCCUGAAGGCAUUGGGGCAGUUGGGUGUCUCCACACCAAUGAGUGACCUAUGGACCAGUGGAAUUCCCCAAAUGCUCUGGAUAACUCAGGCUGACAUUUGGUAGGAGGUGGGCCUAAAUGGGGGACCCUGACCUCUGACUCCUACUGCCCUGGCCACUGAUCCACCACAGGGCCCUGAACUGAGGGAGAUGGCCAUGCAGAGAUGCCUUGGACUCAGCUAGAUGCACCGAGCCCGGGCCUUGGGUUCUUUUCCUGGGUGGAGGGGCCCCUUCCACUUUGGCCCCGUGGAGUCCCCAGCCAGCCCUUACAGCAGUGAGCGAAGGAAGUCCUGCUGUUUGCUCCACCCAUCCACCCAGGAGCCACGUUUCCAGGAGCACCAGACUUGUAGGGCUUGGCUGCCUAGGAAGCAGUGGAGGCAAGGCGCCUCGGCAGAUCUUGUCCCCCGUGCGGACUCUCUCUGCGUUCGGCUGUGGAGGUGGUUUGUCCUUGGUAGUAUGGCCGCCUGGCCACCACGGUUGUGCACCUGUCUUCCCUUCGUGCCUGUCUCCUGGGACGCUGCAGAACCGGGUUGCACACGCUCCGCCUCCCGGACUCCCGGACUCCUCCCUCUGGGCGUUUACAGCGCCGACUUUGUACUGGAGCGGCCUCAGUGCUGCCGCCUGGUGUCUACGCCCGGCUCGCUACCAACCCUGUCCUAGAGAGCGCGCGGCCUAUCAGGGAAACAGGAACAAGGACUACGACGUUCCUUUCCUAAAAGUGGGGCUUGCGGGGGCAACGAGGGGAGACAACAUGCAAUGGGUGCGGGGAGAGGAGGGCCCCGCAAAGUAGCAGUGCGCCCUUGCGAAGCGCAGCUGUGCACGCGUGCACCCUGGUCUAAGUUCUGUCGGACCUGGGCUCCAGGGACACCUGCUCCCAACCGUGACCACAAGAGCCCACAGUGUCCUUAGAGGGGCUCGCCAACCGCCUGCCUGAGCGGGUCCUGGCGUUUUCCCUGGGGUUCCUGCCGGCAGUCUGCAGGCCUGGGCACUUGGAUCUGGGCAGAUUCGGGCCUCUCAAACCUGAGUCAGCACACAGAUCCAGGGCCUGGUGGGGGGAUCUGGGUUGCACUGGGUGGCAGGGACCUCUGCCCCUGGGGCUUACGGGGAUAGGGUGGGGUGGUCAGCUGUGGGAUCCCAGGGCUGGCUCUAUCCAUACUAGCCCGACAUCCAGGAGACAGCCUGCAGCAGGACGUCCAGCUGGGCAGUCCCGUGGCCUGUAUCCAUGCUUCAAGGGGUGUGUGAGAGCUGCUGAGCCUGAGGCCAUGUUGUCCAUUCUGGGCAGGGGUGCUAUUGGGGUUCUCACCACUCCCCAGCAGGGUGCCCAGGACCAUGACCACCACCUCCCCUGCCAGCACACACAGUGCCCAGCCAAGGGUGGCUUGUUCCCCCGUCAGCAGCACCUGAAAAUCCAAGCAAUCUUAUUUUAUUUAUUUAUAAAACAUUACAUGGAGGCUAAUUUCUGUGCCUAAGAGGAAUGUGCCGUAAGUGCUGUGGCUGGUGGUGUAUGCCUUUUAAUAAAUCGUGUGGCUCAAAUCCGACAACCCACUUCUUUUGGUCAGUUUCUCUCUCGGCCUGUAUUUACUAGGCCACACUAAUUAGAUCGUUUUACUUUCUAAUAUUUGAGAAACACCAAAAGAGGGAAGGGGUGCAGGUUGGCAGGCUGAGGGCUGAGGCUGGAGAACGUGAGGAAACCCACCAACAGCUGGAAAGUUCCCUGGGCAGGUGCUGCGGGCAGGCUGCCCAGGCUCUGCCUGUGGGAAGCUGCCUGCGGAUCAGACGGUCCCAAGUGGGGCAGGCGGUUUCCCUCCGUGUACACUGCCUUGAGGACACUUGGACCCCAUUUUCACCAUGCAAUGGCCCUUCGGUCUCUAACAGUAGCUUUUUCUUAAAAUGCACUUUGUCUGAGGUAACAGCGGUCCCAGCCUUCUUUGAAAUUGGUGUUUGGGAUAUGUUUUCCUUGCUUGUAAGCAGCAAGCAGUUGGAUUUUCAACAAAUCCAACCUGGCAGUCCUGAUCUUUGAGCUGCUGAGUUUGGCCCAUUGACAUUUACUGUGGCCGUUGCCACAGGUGAACCUCGUGACUUUAUUUUGUGCCUUUUGGAUGUCUCUUUUUCUACACUGCUUUUUUCUUCUUGCUUUUUCUUCUCUCUUAUUCCCUCCCUCCAUUCCCGCUCUCUCUCUCUUCUGCCCCCCCAUCUCCAGUGCUCCCCUUUUCUCUCUGAUGGGUCUGGGAGUCCCUGCACCCCUGUGUCAGCCUGCACCUCACGUGGGCAACCCAGGCUGAGCGGCAUCCGCCCUUGCUCAGGUUAAGGCUGGAGCAUCUCAGUGCUGUGCAGCCCACAUACCAGACCCCUGGCUCCACGGAUUCACUUCUUCUUGGCUCUGGGGAUUGAACCCAGGGCUGUUCUACCACUGAGCUACAUCCCCAUCCUUUUUAUUUUUAUUUUGAGACAGGGCCUCACUAAGUUGCCCAGGCUGCCUAGAACCUGUGACCCUCCUGCGGCACUGUCCCAAGACCCUGGGGUCACAGGUGUGGCUACCACGCCAGGCCAUUUUAUUCUUACAACUUGAUUUAGCCAGAUUCUUUGAAAAACUUUGUAUGAUUGAAAUUUCAUUAACUCUACAGAUCUGAUUGGGGAGGUUGAUAUCAUGACACCAUUACACCUUUAUUAAGACUUAUUUACCAUCUAUGAGCCAAGUUUUGUAAUUUUCUACAGAAAGGUCUUGUUCAUUUUUGGUAGACUGAUUCCUAGACUUGUCAUAUUCUUGAACUGGUGUUAAAAAAGGUCACUGUUGCCAGAUGAAACGUGCCUUGAACAAAGUGCACAGAGCAGAGCACACAUUCAGAGUCUUCUCACAAAGCCCAGGCUUGCUCCCCAGCCAGGUCCGUCAGGGCCACAGCCCUCAAGGAGCCCCCGAAAGCCCCUUUCCCUGGACCUCUCCCUCUGGCCCCAGGCCAGCCUGCCUUCCAAGGUAACUGCCCCGAGUUUUCUUCACGCUUUGAUGACUGAACUUUACAACCCUAACUAACGGCUCUGGUUUAAUUUGUUUCUCAUUUUUCAGCUUUGUUUCUUGCUUCUUAAAAAAAAUAAACAGCUUUAUUGAGGUAUCCUUUGCAUACCAUGCAAUUUACUCAUUUUAAUUGGACAGUUUGAUGAUUUUGGUGAAUCACAGAGUCGUGCAGCGUGGCCACGAUGCAGGCUUAGACUCUCUGCAUCACGCAGAAAGCUGUGACGUGCCCAGACCUGUGUGUCCCCCUCUGCUCGGAUGACCAUGCUCCCUUUCCACCACUGCAGGGUUGCUUUUUUAAAAAGCAUUCGUUCACAAUCGUUUAUUAGGCGUUUUAUUAAGAACUGCAAGAGAGGCGUUUGAGGCUCCUGACGCUAGGACGCCUGUGUUGAGGGGAGACUUGCUUGGGCAGAUCUGAGGCUGGCAGUGGUGUCCAGCGGCCAUUACCGCCCCACUCCGCCCACACGCCGUUGCCGUGCGGCAGUUUGAAGAGGUCUCAGGGCCUUGGAGCUUUUUGCAGCUUUGGUGUCCAGCCUCCCCCCGACCCUGCUACUCGAGGUUCCCUGGCUGUGCAGGAGGUCUCAGUAGCUCCUGUGGGUUGCCUCACAGGGAUCAAAGACAUUUUGCCCACUCGUUCACCCUUUAAUGGCUGUUUGGAUCGUUUCCAUGUUUUAGUCAUUGUGAAUAAUGGAGCAAGAGACAUUUGCUGAGCAUUUCUUUGUCUGACAUAUGUUUUCAUUUCUCUUGAAUAAUACCAAGGAAUGGAAUUGAUAGGUCACAGGAAAAAGAUCUAUUUAAUUUGCAUUUGUGUGUGGUACUGGGGACGGACCCCGGGGCCUUAGUGCAUGCUAGGCAAGUGCUCUGCCACUGAGCCAUAUCCUCAGCCCUUAACUUUUAUUUCUUAUAUUGAGAUAGGGUCUCACUGAGUUGCCCAGGCUGGCCUGGAACUUGCAACCCUCUUGCCUUGGCCUCCUGAUCUGCUGCUGGGAUUACAGGUGAGGUCCUCACACCCAAGUUUCAACCUGUUUUAACACACCUGUGUACGUUUUGUUGCAAUAUUUGUGGGAUUGAAAACCCAGGGCUUCCGGGUUUCCGCAAAGACAGUCACCCAGAGGUUUUGCGGGGGAUCUGCGGGCAAGGUGUGCGGGACAGGGCACUCCCCGCCCUGGGAGGUGUCAGUGCGGCUCAGGACUCGAUCCCUCAGCAACUCAGCCUCAAGACUCCAUGGGGGCUGGGGUUUGCAGCUCAGAGGUAGAGCCCUGGGUUCGAGCCUCAGCACUACAUAAAAAUAAAUAAAUAAUAUAAAGGUUUCGUGUCUCUCUACAACUAAAAACGACUUCACAGGUUGCUCUGGGGCUUGUGGGUGACCUCGCACGGCUUUUCUGCUACAGGCCCUGGAAGAGGGCGGGAGGUGCUGCACCCCGCCUGCCCGGGACCUGGCGAGCACCUUCUGCCCCUGGCCUUUGAGGGUGGCCACAGAGCUCACUCUUUUCGACAGUUUGGAGUCUGCAUCCAGAACAAUGCUGUGUAGAACAGACGUGCUAGAACCCCGUUUCCUGAAUGGCUUCUGAAGCAAACGCUCUUGAAAGUAUCCUUCAUGGUCCGCAAUCUCCACCCUGUGGAGAGGUUUCUCAGGGCCUGAAACCAUCUGAAGUUGCUCAGAACCAGCUUGACCUGCGUGCUGGGCCGAGCCGGGCUGGGGCGGUGGAAGAACUGCCACUGGUCCCCAGUGACUCUCCGGGCUCCGGGGGAAGCUCGGGUGCUACCACUGGGACAGGAGCACCAACCAACAUCCAAGUGGAGGAGGUGCCACUCACUCACUACGUCCUGGGUCCACUGCGUGCUUCUGCUUCAGACUCAGCUGACACCCUGGAUCCCAGGCCAUGGCCGGACAGGACUGAGGGCCCUGUAACUCUUCUCUGGACUUGUUAAUAUCAGCAUUA
Messenger RNA from Sciurus carolinensis (gray squirrel), 7022 nucleotides. RefSeq names its product torsin family 4 member A (gene Tor4a). The transcript is spliced from 2 exons. Gene Ontology annotation, cellular component: endoplasmic reticulum lumen; nuclear envelope. The record is from RefSeq and is a predicted model, not a curated record. NCBI's taxonomy places the organism in Eukaryota, Metazoa, Chordata, Mammalia, Rodentia, Sciuridae. The coding region runs from base 62 to 1552 and encodes 496 amino acids. Gene Ontology annotation, molecular function: ATP binding; ATP hydrolysis activity.